Messenger RNA from Thrips palmi, 1862 nucleotides. RefSeq names its product acid phosphatase type 7-like. Gene Ontology annotation, molecular function: metal ion binding; acid phosphatase activity. The record is from RefSeq and is a predicted model, not a curated record. NCBI's taxonomy places the organism in Eukaryota, Metazoa, Arthropoda, Insecta, Thysanoptera, Thripidae. The coding region runs from base 253 to 1644 and encodes 463 amino acids. The transcript has 9 exons.
GGUAGUUGCUGUCGGGCCUUGUUUAUGGCCGCAGUCUGUGCCGUGCGCUGGGCUGAUAACGGUGUUGCGACUUCUGCUAUCUGCCGGGACCGAGAAUUUCAGCACGCUUGCUUUUUGUGCCAGUGUUGUGCGCCGCGCAGCUGCGCGGGGUCGGGGUCGAACUUCCUGGUGUGCGUGUGUUAGUGUAUGUGUGUGUGAGUGGGCGAGUUGUUAGUUGUUGUCUGCUCGCGACGGCGGCGGGCUCCUGUCAAAAUGGUCCCGAAUAAGGGACAGGUUCUCUUCGUGGGAGUUUCGAUGCUCUCAUUACUUUCUUCCUCGUUUGCCACUGUGAGGUACCAGCCGGAGCAGGUUCAUCUUUCCUACGGAGAGAAAGAACGAUCCAUUGUGGUGACAUGGUCGACAGGUAAUAAAACAGAUUCAAUUGUGAAAUAUGGGGGAGGUGACCAGCUACUGCAAAGCAAGAGUGGCUCGUGUACUCUCUUCGUCGAUGGAGGACAUAAGCAAGCAUCCCAGUAUAUUCAUCGAGUCACCAUAUACUACGAAGAUCCUGAUAGUCUUCAGCCAGAGACUAAAUACUAUUACCAUGUUGGAAGUGACCUCGGCUGGUCGCCUGUGUUCUGGUUUGUGACUCCUCCAAUGAACUUGACGGGGUGGGCGCCAUCAAUUGCUAUCUAUGGUGAUAUGGGCAAUGUCAACGCCCAGUCUCUUCCUCGCCUUCAAUCAGAAACUCAAGCUGGACUUUACGAUGCCAUAAUUCAUGUUGGAGAUUUUGCCUACAAUAUGGAUGAUUCUGAUGGGGAAGUUGGUGAUGAAUUCAUGCGCCAAAUCGAAUCGAUUGCUGCUUAUGUGCCCUAUAUGACAACUGUUGGAAAUCAUGAGAGUGCCUAUAAUUUCAGCCACUAUAGAGCUCGUUUUAGCAUGCCUGGCCCUUACGAAAACAUGAUGUUCAGUUUCAACAUGGGCCCAAUACAUUUUAUCUCAUUCUCAACAGAAUAUUAUUAUUACUUGCGCUAUGGUUUUAAGAUGCUGGUGAAACAGUAUGAAUGGCUUGAAAAUGACUUGAAAGAAGCCAGUCAUCCUGCAAACAGAACAGUACGUCCAUGGAUCAUUACAAUGGGUCACAGACCCAUGUAUUGUAGUAACAAAGAUAACGACGACUGCACCCUGGUGAAAAAUAGAUUACGCUAUGGUCUCACUCCACUUCGCUUGUUUGCCCUUGAAGAUCUUUUUUACAAGUAUGGUGUUGAUUUGGAAGUGUGGGCUCAUGAGCAUUCAUAUGAAAGAUUCUGGCCUUUGUACAAUUACAAAGUAUAUAAUGGAUCCUUUGACAAACCUUACACAAACCCAAAAGCCCCAGUUCAUAUUGUUGUGGGCUCUGCUGGCUGCCAGGAAAGGGUGGAUUCGUUCAAUGCUCUACCUCCAUGGUCCGCUUUUCGUAGUAGUGACUAUGGUUAUUCUCGAAUCAAAGUGCACAAUGCAACCCACCUCAAUUUGCAACAAGUAUCUGAUGAUUUGGAUGGAGAAGUGAUAGAUGACUGGUGGCUUAUCAAAGAAAUGCCCAGGAUCAAAUUUCCACUAGCUGAGCAGAUGACAACGGAAGAGAAUCAAAUCAUCGAACCUAGUAAUGUUCUUAAAGGUUUAUAAGUGACCUAAUGAUUUUUUUAAAUUUUCUGUUCCAAAGAAUAAUUUGCAAUGAAUAUGUUGUGAUACCCAUUAUCUUAUCUAAUUGUGCAUUUAUUGAUUUUAAUGUUAAAGGUGCUAGAAGAUAUGUUGCCAUUGUGAUAUUCAUGUUGAGUUGUGAUAUGGAGAUAGGAAUCUUAUUGUAAAUAAAUGUAAUGCUCAAUAUAUCAUUUUUACAUGUC